CUACAAAGAUCAAAGAAUUAAACAUGGACAAAUCCGAUCUGGCCAGUUUGCAACUGCAAAACAUGAAUGAUGAGAAUACAACAUACGACUAUGCCUAUGCCUAUGAAGACCAGUUGUGUCGUAAAGAGGUGGGGGUGAAAGACGCAUCUAUUCCACUCCUUUUCAUAUCAGUGGUUGUGUUGAGCUGCAUCUGUGACAUCCUCUUUCUGGUUUUCUUUGCAUUCUACAAGAACCUCAGAUCCCUGACCAGUGUUUUUUUCCUCAAUUUAGCUUUAUCAAAUCUGCUGUUCACUUUUGGACUCCUGUUUCAAGUCUCAUACUACUGGGCUUGGACAUUUGGAGAUGUUGGCUGUAAAGCUGUGAAGUUCUUCUUCUAUGUGGGCUUUAACAGCAGCGUGUUGUUCUUGACUCUAAUGACUGUUCAGCGUUACAUGGCAGUGGUUCAUCCUCCGUCUGACUGGAAGAGAUGCAGAGGCCUUUCUCUGUCUCCUGUUAUCGUUUGGAUCCUGAGUGGAACGGUUGCACUGCUCGGUUCACUUCAUAGUGAAGUCAUGAUAGAAUCUGACAGUAAAUACUGUGAAUAUGGCAGCAUUGACUGGAAAUCUGGCAUUGCUUAUUUUCAAAAUGCUUUUUUCUUCAUUGCUUUUAUAAUCAUGUUUUUUUGCUAUGGCAGAAUGCUUCGGACAAUCAUAAAAUCACGGACUAAUAAGAGACACAAGACUGUUAGACUAACAUUUUUUAUUGUGGUGGUGUUUUUUAUUGGUUGGGCUCCAUAUAACAUUGUCAUGUUCUUAAAAUCUUUGACCUUCCAUCCAUUCACAGUCUGUGAAGUAAGCAUAAAACUCGACCAUGCUGAAUUUUAUGCAUGCCGAAUUUUAGCUGUUACACAGUGUUAUGUACACACUGUUGUGUUUUUAGUUUUUGUAGAUGGAAGGUUCCGUAAUAGUUUAUGAGCAAUUCCAAGGAGGUUUUGUGUAAAGAUUUAAAAGGAUAGUUCACCCAAAAAUGAAAAUUCUUUCAUUAAUAACCCAGUGUUAAGACCUCAGAUUGACAUCAUCAUUGAUGUCAAAUAACAGGUCCAAUAUGCAAAUAAAACUGACACCAAAAACUUGACAUGAGGUUGAUUAGAACAUCAAACAUAUUGCCUAAAUAUACUUUAAACCAG
This is a messenger RNA of Cyprinus carpio (common carp), 1165 nucleotides long. RefSeq names its product chemokine XC receptor 1-like. Gene Ontology annotation, molecular function: G protein-coupled receptor activity. Gene Ontology annotation, cellular component: membrane. Gene Ontology annotation, biological process: immune response; G protein-coupled receptor signaling pathway. The record is from RefSeq and is a predicted model, not a curated record. The coding region runs from base 24 to 953 and encodes 309 amino acids. NCBI's taxonomy places the organism in Eukaryota, Metazoa, Chordata, Actinopteri, Cypriniformes, Cyprinidae. The transcript has a single exon.